Messenger RNA from Paramacrobiotus metropolitanus, 1640 nucleotides. RefSeq lists its product as uncharacterized. Bases 251 to 1180 code for a protein of 309 amino acids. Gene Ontology annotation, molecular function: hexosyltransferase activity. Gene Ontology annotation, cellular component: membrane. The transcript is spliced from 2 exons. The record is from RefSeq and is a predicted model, not a curated record. NCBI's taxonomy places the organism in Eukaryota, Metazoa, Tardigrada, Eutardigrada, Parachela, Macrobiotidae.
UAAUUCGUUUUUAGUUCUCUUCGUUCUUGUUAUAAUGUGAUCUUGUCUGCAUGCAGUGAUAGGCAGAGAAUUAAGAAUCACUGCAAUAAAGAAUAUCUUCGUGUUCGAGGUAUCGCAAAUUUGUACAGCUGCUAAAGUCGUAUAAUUAUUCUGCUUAAAAUCAAGAUGCAGUGUUUAUUGAUAAUGACUGGACAAAUUUUUCCGUGUUGGUAAGACUUUGGCAAGUGAAAACAGUUUGAGUGAGUUGGUUAUGGAACUGUGUGUUUUAUUUCGAUUUAUUUUGAACAUUCUUUACGGGAUAAUCCUACAAAGUGCUCCGCUUCUAGCGAGACAAGACACAUGGAAUAUUGAUUUCAACACAGUGAGUGAUCCCCUAUCAGACUCCUUCCGGGAUGGAGCUAAUGAUACACGAGCAGCAGCAUCUCCGCCUCUCUUGAUAUUACUGGUAUUUUCGCCGGUCGAUGCCGCACACGAGCGAGCCGCCAUCCGCGCGACAUGGGGCCAGAGCGCCGCGGCGUGUAAUAUAAAGAUAAUAUUUCCCUUUCUACCUAAUUAUAAACUCAAAUCCAGGAAUCAGAUUGUGGAGCGGGAAGCGCGCACUCACGGUGAUGUCUUCCGGUCUCCAAAGGGCCCUGACAAUUACUACAAUGAUUACGAAUUAGUGCGAACCGCAUUGUCAUGGGCGGCUGCCAGCUACCCUGACACGCCCUUCAUCGGUCGCGCCACCGAUGAUGUUUGGAUAGCCUGGCCCAAAGUACUGCGCCAGCUGCAGCAGCAGCGUCGGGAUAAUGAAUUUAUAAUGGGACAUUUUAUGCAUGAACAGUCGGUGGGGGCUAAAGAUUUGCUCGAGAGUUUUUUUCGUCUACCCGCAUCCGCAGAGGAUGCGUUUGCUGUACCUCAUUUGUGGAUCUUACCAUCUGCUUCGAUAGAAAAACUGUUACAGGCGGUGAAGUAUUCCAAACGGUCAUUGUCCACUUCGGAUAUGCUGAUAACGGGAUACGCUAGGAAUUUUCGUAAGAUGAAAAUCGUACAAAUUGAUGACUAUAUUAACAUGUGGGAUUUGGCUCCGGAUGAGGCUGAGAGCUUUCUGACAUGCAAUUAUUCGGUCAUACACGGCGUUUAUUCGGAGCAGAAGAUGAAUUUUCAUAACCUUCCGUGUUCAGUUGCGGAUGCAUGUUAAAAUUGACUGCGAUUAUGUAUGUGUACUUUUAUAUCUAUACUUCUAUGUACAGAAUUUUCCAGGAGUUUAAAGCUCGAGUUGCAGUGAUGCAGGCAUGCAUUAUCCAUGGAAAUUUUUUUUUUAAGUGUACAGAGACAUACAUAGAUGUAUUGUAGUGCCAGCAUUCUGUAGCAAAUUUUUGUACAAUACCUGUAGGAGACAUAUUAUUAUGACAAAGUAACAUCCUCUGACUAAGACAGUUCUUACAAGUCGAACGUGAAAUAUACAGAUUAAAUUUUGAUAAUUCUCUGGUAUCACAGUCACCUGGUUAUCACAAAUAACCGUAUCUGUUAAAUUAAAACAAUGCAAUGUUAACUGGAUAUGAUGAGCAAACGUGUUCAUGAUUUCCCAUAUGGCCUCAAGUGAUAAAUCAAAUAUUCCAGAAGAUACAGAUCCUUGACAUAGUGGAACGAUAUCGCAG